AUGGAUCGCCUACUACGUGAAUUCGCACUCAUCGACCUCGACGGAGCGUUGGCCGCCGCUGCCCCGACCGUUCAUGACGACGACAGCGACGACGAUGAGGAUCAAGGCACGGAGAUUCUCGUGGCGGAGCGCGUACCCCUGGAGACGUGGAAUCGACUUGCUCAGCUGAACAAUUUGCCUCGUGGACUUCGACUUCGGCAGUUGGUGUGGGACGACGGCCGAGUCUCGAUUGUUGAGCUGCCUAUUUCCAUUGGACAUGAGGACGCGCUAGCCUCCGUUUUGGGCGCGUUCUGGGAUGCCGUUGGUGCUCAUGGCUCACAUCGUGGACAAUCGAGUCUGCGCCCCAAAUGGGGGCCAGAUGACGUACUCGCCAGACUACGCAUUCGUCCCGCUGCGUACAAUCCCUGGCUUCCAAAUCCCUGGAACUCAAGUGCCCCGGGGACGAGCGACGGUGGUCGUGGAGAUUAUGCGCAUCCAGCGGUGGGCUUCAGUCCGGCCCAAGGUGCAAAUUACAUCUUCUGUCUGAAGAUGUCAUUGGCAAUGGAUCGCUGGUCCUACGAGCUUUAUGACGUCCCGGAUCACAACCCCCCUCCAGGCCAGAACGCCUGUCAGCUCUCGUUCAACAUUUCCGAGAGGGUCGUUCCGGCCAACCACGUAGUGAACUUUGACUCCAGACGGGUUCUCGGGCUGCCGCAGCAAGCGCAAUUGCCAGCAGCGAUUCCAGACCAGAUCGUCGUUGACCUCGUCGCUGUGGCCCAACAUGCUCGUGCGGCCGCACGUGAAAUGGGGGAACGUGUAGCUCGGUAA
This is a messenger RNA of Phytophthora sojae, 807 nucleotides long. RefSeq lists its product as hypothetical. Bases 1 to 807 code for a protein of 268 amino acids. NCBI's taxonomy places the organism in Eukaryota, Oomycota, Peronosporomycetes, Peronosporales, Peronosporaceae. The transcript has 2 exons. The record is from RefSeq and is a predicted model, not a curated record.